AUGAUGAAUCUUAUACUCCAAGCAAAAGGCAACGGCAUACACGAAUUAUUGCAUGAUAGUGUGGACAAAUACUGGCAGAGCGAUGGCCCUCAACCGCACACGGUGACAAUAGAAUUUCCAAGAAAAACCGACAUUUGUUUUGUUAUGAUGUAUCUGGACUUCAAAAAUGAUGAAUCUUACACUCCAAGCAAAAUAAUUGUGCAUCUUGGUUCAUCGUUGGUCCAUCUUGAUGACGGACUACCAGUUGAGUUCAAUGAACCAACAGGCUGGCAGUUGAUAGACUUGCGGUCCCGAAGGACCAAUAGACCUUCCCGAGCUAUGGUGAUCCAAUUGCAAGUAGUGCAUAAUCAUCAGAAUGGUCGGGAUACGCACAUAAGAGCGUCUUAUCCUGUUAAUUAA
Molecule: messenger RNA, 399 nt
Organism: Strongylus vulgaris
Lineage: Eukaryota; Metazoa; Nematoda; Chromadorea; Rhabditida; Strongylidae
Source: the annotation of a GenBank genome assembly